Xenopus laevis (African clawed frog) is the source of this 1997-nucleotide messenger RNA. RefSeq lists its product as uncharacterized. Lineage: Eukaryota; Metazoa; Chordata; Amphibia; Anura; Pipidae. The record is from RefSeq and is a predicted model, not a curated record. The transcript has 2 exons. Bases 399 to 1871 code for a protein of 490 amino acids.
AUCAAAUGUUUAUUUCCUGUCCUUCCGCAUGGCAGUAGGCACUAAUGGGUUAACUCCCUCGCACAGCGGAAGUACAGGAACCAAUAAACCUAAUUCCCAACCCCCUUACCCCAUCUCUUUUUUUCCUGUCCUUGCAUCAGGAAGGAUUCCCCUGUGCCGGUGUGGUUCCUCUCUGCCUCACCGAAGCGACCGGUUCACAUAUAGCCGGUGGAGCCUGGUAGCUGGGCUUUUAGAACGCGGUAAGACGCGGGGUGUGCAGUAAGGCGUUCUGAGUGCAGUAAGUCGGAUCCCGCGGUAAGACACUGUGUAGACUCUUGAUGAUGUCAUCUCUAGGCGCCCUUGGCUCUUAAAGCGCCCAUUACCUGUUGUACAGCAGGAGCAGGUUUUGUUUGCAGUACAUGCAGCAGGAGCCGUUUGCUGGUUGGGAGAGCCUGAAUGUAAGCAGUGUUGCAGGCCUACCGGUUGGGGACCUAGGUGAACUGUACAGCUACUUAUAUUUACUCCUCUUUUUUCAGAGCAUGAGUUCUAGGAGCCGGAGAUCCCGGUCAUCCUCUAGGGGGUCACCUAGAAGGAGGAGUCAUCAUUCAAGGAAGGCGGUGGAAAAAGAGUGUUCAAUAUGUGAUAAUCCAGCGAUGCAUAACAAAAAAGUAUGCCUAAUGUGCUGGGAAUCUAUGUCUGGCAAAAGAGCAGAUGAUCAAUGGAGUGCUAUGAGAGACUGGUUUAAGGAGUCUAUGUCUAAAUCACUGGAGGACCUAGUAGGAACUGUGACAGCUAAUGUGAUACAGAAAGUGGGUCCCAGUGCCCCAGUAAUGGGGAAAGAGAGCCGUGAUCCUAAGGUGCCUGCGGAGUGUGAAGCACGUCAGCAGGGGGCAGCAAGGUGUAGCCUUUCGGCUACUUCAGAGGAGGAAGAGGAGCUAAUUGUAUUGGAUGAAGAUUCCUCGUUUGAUUUGGAUCUAAUAGAACCUCUAGUAAAAGCUGUCCGGAAAGUAUUGGAACUAGAGGACACUGAACAAGAGAAAAAGCAGGACAGAAUGUUUAAAUCAUCAGGAAAGAAAGAUCUGGUAUUUCCAGUCCACGAUGUACUGAAAGAUAUUAUUAAGGAAGAGUGGGCAGUACCAGAUAAAAAGUACUCAGAACCUAGACACAUGAAGAAGAUGUACCCGUAUGCGGAGGGGGAUGUGAGUCGGUGGACCAACCCCCCCAAAGUGGAUGCUGCCAUCACAAGGGUGGCUCGUAAGACCACAUUGCCAGUGGAUGAGGGGGUUUCCUUGAAGGAUCCUGUAGAAAGGAGACAGGAUACAGUGCUGAGGAAGGCCUAUUCAGUUUCGGGGCUACUCUGCAAGCCAGCGGUAGCAGUCACGUGUGUGGCAAAGGCAUCCAAAAUCUGGCUGCAAGAGAUAGAAACUGAGCUGCAGCUUGCUGGAGACAAAGACAAGGUGGGUCACCUAGUGGGUGAUAUAAAGGUGGCUAUUGAUUUCAUCACGGACGCAUCAUUGGAGGUGCUGAAAUUGGCAGCCAGAAAUAUGGGGUAUGCAGUGGCAGCUAGGAGGAUGCUGUGGCUAAAACAUUGGCAAGCAGAUACCCCUUCCAAGUUCAAUCUGUGUGCGCUCCCUUUCGAGGGGGAGUUGCUGUUUGGGCCAAAACUUGACAGUAUUAUUUCUAAGGCUUCGGCGGGCAAGAGCUCCUUUUUGCCGCAAGAAAGGCGUGUGAGACGUCAGCCAGUCCGUGCAGGCUGGGCGGACAGAAUGCCGUUUAAGGAUGCCAAGACCUAUAGGCCUGGAAAGCAAUUUGAUAGGCAGCCCUUUUGGAGAAAUCGCGGGCAAAAUCAGCUCAAAAAAGAGUUCAAGCAGGGAAAGCCUAAAUCGUUCUGACGGUGUUCAGGCCCAGCUGCCGCCAGUAGGGGGAAGACUACUUCAAUUCCAGGCAGUCUGGGGGAAAACUACGAUGGACAGUUGGGUCCGGGAAGUGGUAUCCUUAGGUUACCACUUGGAGUUUUC